UGCGCGAAAGCUUGCGAAGCCUUGGGCAGUCAGGUUCUUUUGCGGCCUGCAACUACUGCCGUGGGGCAGCGCACAAGAGAGGAGAUCUGGGAGACCCGGGUGAGACAGUGAACGAAUCCGAUUUGUUCUUCCUCUGCCUGGCUGAGUUGCAGGGACCGCACCGUACCGGGGUCUCCCGCCCAAGAGAAGCCGCUGGCCGAGACCCGGGGCGUGCGCUGACUGUCGGCCAGCUGCCAUGGCCGACCACCUGAUGCUCGCCGAGGGUUACUGCCUGCUACAGGUGCCACCGCACGCCCACGGCCCGCACGCGCCCCGGACUCUGCAGCCAUACCCAGGCCCGGGCAUGGACAGCGGUCUGCGGCCGCGAGGGGCUCAGCUGGGACCGCCGCCGCCACCCGGGACCCUGGCAUACGGCUCCUUCGGGUCGCCGGUCUCCUUCCAGCCCUUUCCCGUCUCGCAGCCGCCGGGCGCCAGUAGCACGCACCUGCAGUCUGCAGCCACACCGUCUCCAGGCCGCAUCCCGGCGCCCCCGGCAACCGCCGGAGGGCCCUCACCUCUACAGCCGGCUCCGGGAGCCGCCUCCCCGCUGCCGCCGCCGCCGCCGCCGCCCGCCCUGGGCUGCAUGGACGCGGAGCUCAUCGACGAGGAGGCGCUGACGUCGCUGGAACUCGAGCUCGGGCUGCACCGUGUACGCGAGCUGCCUGAGCUCUUCCUCGGCCAGAGCGAGUUCGAUUGCUUCUCGGACCUGGGGUCAGCGCCGGCCGCCGGCUCGGUGAGUUGUUGAGCGCCACCACCGAGAGACGCGGGACUCUGCGCCCGGUGGCCCGACCCGCACACACCCUCCGUGAGGGUGGAGGCGCAGGGUUUAGGCGCCGAGACGGCUCCAGCUGUGGACACCUGCCUUGCCUCCAGGCCCUGCUUCCUGCCAGAUGACAACUGGGUCUUGCUUCUCAUACCCAAGCCUCAGCGGUCUAAUGGAGGGGACUGAACCAGCCUUCGGAUUCCACGUUCUUGAAUUUUGCGCCCUCUUUCCGCCCCCUUUCCCCAAUCUGAGCCAUUGCAGGCCUCUCUGCCUGACCUUCCUUCUCAUGCAGCCCACUAACCGGAUUGGGUCUAGGGAGCCAGCUCCCUGUACCCUACCUUUCCUGGGCCUCUGGCCUGGGGGAGGGAAGGUUUUUACACCUAACCCCUGCAGAGUGGAACCAUGCUCCGGGUGGCCUUGAAAACCAAAAUAAAACUGGGUUGCUUUACA
Molecule: messenger RNA, 1252 nt
Organism: Arvicanthis niloticus (Nile rat)
Lineage: Eukaryota; Metazoa; Chordata; Mammalia; Rodentia; Muridae
Gene: Cited4
Product: Cbp/p300 interacting transactivator with Glu/Asp rich carboxy-terminal domain 4
Biological process (GO): regulation of DNA-templated transcription
Cellular component (GO): nucleus
Molecular function (GO): transcription coactivator activity
Source: RefSeq, a predicted model, not a curated record